CUCGCUUACCACUUUCACAUUUUCUUCCUCAUUCACACACACUUUGCCGGCAUCAACUCCCUGCUGUUUUGAAGAAAUCAUCAUCCAACGAUUUCUUCUUCUUCUUCCUCCUCCUCCUCCUCCUCCUCCCCAUCCUCCUCCUCUUCUUACCCUCGUGAGGAUGGAUGCCCCAGGCUACAACGAGCCCAAAAUGGGCCACUUCGUUUUCAAUGAAGCCCCUAAGCGGUACUCCUUCUCCCACUCUCCUGAUAGCAUCAGGAGUGCCACCACUCCCGGCACUCCAGAUGAUGUUCGAACCGUUUUUGGGGAUCCAAUCCCCAUUCCUGGUGCCCAAGCCUCUUCUGUUCCUACCACCGGUGCCACAGCAGUUCUCAGCGCUUUUACCCAUCAACCCGCCAGUUCCCUCACGCCAGCGAACGAGUUUGGUAGCACUGCUGCAGGCAGCUCCAAGCAGGCUCCCGGCCGCGAGGUUCCUCGCUUCAUCAGCAGCAGCUUUGGUCUUAGCAAUCCCUCCUCUCAGAUUUGGGGUCCGCCAGCAACGCGUCUCGGCAAGAGCACCGAUGUUGACAAGCAGACUGCUGCCGCUGCCGCUGCUCACGCACGAUGGGGCUCUUUGGACGCCCACAUGGACCCCAGAGAUGUGUUCGCUCGCCAGGAGAACCUGAUUGCUCGCCCAUCGCCAUUCAUGGCUAACCAAACUCGUCUCCCUAUGGCAGACAGCAUGCUUUCUCGCCCAUACAACCCCCGAGUUUCUAACCGGCAAUCGUUUGGUUACCAAGCAUUCGCACAGCAGAAUGAGCCCCUCCGCUACAACCAUGAAGCUGAAUCAACUCCCAUGGAACGCCAUAUAUCCGCUACUUCCAACAUGAGCAACUCGUCCUUCGAUCUUUCGGAGCUUCAAAACGCUCUUCUCAGCUCUGCCUGUUCUGAGUCUGCUACUAGUCAGCCUCUGGGAAUCGACAUCCUUCGCAUAUCUUCUCCUAGAGCCUCUCCUAUCCAACAAUUUACCUCUACUUCUCUUCCAGCUCAAGUGCCAGUUAGCGUCGCGACCGGAGGCUUCUUGCCCAUGCAAGCUGUAAUGCAGCAGACUCCUCCUCGAGCCUUCACCACUGAGCUCUCCACCAGCGCUCCCAACACGUCGAAAUUUUCGACUCGAUACCACGGCAUGCACACUGAGACCAACGCCAGCGCUGAACAUCUCGCUCCAGAGGAAAACUGCGCUCUUUGGCUUACCAAUCUCCCUCCUGGAGUGACUAUUCAUCAGCUUCUCAAGGGUAUUCGUAACGUCGGCCGUGUUUGGUGCAGCUACAUCAACUAUCCCGACUACGUCACUCACCAAACGGCUGCCGCCAAAGUGGUCUUCUUCACUCCAGAAGCUGCCCAACAGCUGCUCAGUGUCUCUUGGACCCGAGGUCUCUUUGUUCAGGGUUACCGCGUCAAGGUUUCCCACAACCGAAUCAAGUACGGCAGCCACGCCAUUGCUGGCAAAAUGUCCCGCGUCCUCAUCAUCACCGGCCAUGCCGAGUUUGUCAACGAGGCUACCCUCACCAAGUUCUUCAAGGACCGCUUCAUUUUCCAGCUCGACGAAGUCACUGAGCUCAUCAAGGCUGGAGGACGAGCCGUUAUGGAGUUCAAAUUUGGCAGCUAUCGCUGCCAGUCUCAGAUGGGAAAGAUGUCUCUGGAGAAAGAUCGCCCCCGUGGUCUUGAGAAGGUUGAGUUUGGAGACGACCCUUGCGAAGUUGGCGACACCAUGUCGUCGUACGGAAUCGCUGCGGAGAGAAUUCAAGGCAGAGGUCUUUAAUCGAUGGUAGGAAGUUGGCUUUUUUUUCUUCUAAUAAUUGUGUGGUCUUUGGAACUCGGAACUUGGAACUUGGAACUUGGAACUCGGCAUCGGAACUUGGAAUUGGAACUCAGAAUUUGGAAUUUGGAAUUUGGAAUGCGAUGGAAAAGUGUGUUUUAAGCACCACUUGCUUACUCAGGAUAGACCUUCUCACGUUGCCUAC
Messenger RNA from Trichoderma asperellum CBS 433.97, 2003 nucleotides. RefSeq lists its product as uncharacterized. Gene Ontology annotation, molecular function: nucleic acid binding. The record is from RefSeq and is a predicted model, not a curated record. Lineage: Eukaryota; Fungi; Ascomycota; Sordariomycetes; Hypocreales; Hypocreaceae.